AUCAAUACACUAGUGCUACUAUUAUCCAGCGCCUGUGAGCUUUCAGACAAAGGGAAGUUUGUGUGGCUAUCGGUGUGUCACCAAAACUUCAACCGCCUUUGCCUUUUCUCUCCUCUCCUCUAUCUUUCUUCUUCACUCCAGCGACACUCAACCCCUAAAUAAACAACAGAUUUCAGUUCAAUUUAAUUCAGUUGCCGCUAACAAAUACGAGUUGGUGUAUGGAAUCUGAAAAGCACAUUGCAUUCCGUUUCUAUUCCUGAAUUUGGAGUUUGACUGGAUGAGCUCCCCAUGCCUUUAUUAGAUAUAGCUACUACACAGUCUUGUUUUCGGAACAAUGUUUGUUCAGUUAGUUCUCAAUAUGUUUUCGGUACUAGACUUGUCUACAACAAUGAGAUUAGAUUUGUAUCUACUUGGAAUUCCUUCCGAAUACCACAAAAAGCUUCGAAUUCGAGAAUUAAGCUAUUGCGGGGUGGAUUGAUGAUAAGGGCAGUAGCCACCCUCGAAAAAGGACCCACCACGAACAUCCAAAGCAACGAGGAACAAAACGAUUUUGGUGGUGUGAGGAUGGGAAAAUAUGCAGGAAGCUCAACUUGUGCUGUUGUUGAGAAGCAGUCGCCAAGUGAGGAAACUGAAUUGGAUGAGAGAGAGAAGUUGAGGCGAAUGAGGAUAUCCAAAGCUAAUAAGGGGAAUACACCUUGGAAUAAAGGCAGAAAGCACAGUCCAGAAACUUUACAACGGAUUCGAGAACGUACCAAGCUUGCAAUGCAGGAUCCUAAGGUGAAAAUGAAGUUGGUUAACCUGGGGCAUGCUCAAAGCAAGGAAACUAGGUUGAAAAUUGGUUUCGCUGUAAGGAUGGGCUGGCAAAGGCGCCGUGGGAAGUUGAUGCUCCAGGAAACUUGCCUCUACGAGUGGCAAAAUUUAAUUGCAGAAGCUUCUAGGAAGGGCCUUCUGGGUGAGGAGGAGCUGCAGUGGGACUCUUACGAGAUUUUGAACAAACAGCUUGAGCAGGAGUGGAUACAGAGUGUUGAAGAAAGAAAAAAUAGGCCCAGGCUGAAGGGUAACAAGAGAGCUCCAAAAUCUGCCGAACAGAGGAGGAAGAUUUCAGAGGCCAUUGCAGCUAAAUGGGCCGAUCCUGGUUACCGUACUCGGGUCCGUUCGUCUCUUGCUAAAUAUCAUGGAAUACCUUAUGAGGCUGAAAGAAGACCAAGGAGAAAGCCUAUUAGUGAUGGACAGACCAGAAAAAGAAGCCCUCCAAAAAAGAAAGAUAAUGAAAUGGAUAAUCUGGUAAAGCCCGAACACAAGAGCCAAGUUCAACGUGCUCGAUUGAGGAGAAAAAACGCACCAAUGUACAAGGAUCCUUUGGCUAGUUCCAAGUUGGAAAUGUUAAAGAAUAUCAGGGCGCAGAGAGUAGGUAUUGACCAGAAGAAGAUUGAAGCCAUUACGAGAGCAAAAGCAUUGAUAGCUGAGGCUGAGAAAGCAGCAGAGGCUUUGGAAAUAGCUGCCAAGAACAGCCUUGUUGCUCAAGCGUCACUCAUUGAAACUCGGAAGCUCAUCUCUGAAGCUAUCCAGUCCAUUGAAUCUAUAGAGAAAGAGGGGGCUUUUACAGAUGGAAAUAUUUCACCACCUUCAACUGAGCUGGUGAGCCACACUGCAGAUGAAGGAGAUUCAGAAUUUGGAGCUCUCGUUUAUACUGGUGAAAGAAUAAAUGGUUGGCAUGCUGUGACGUCUAUGGACAGUGCUAUCCAUGAUUUAGAAAAUGGACGACGUCCCCUGCAAGGUUUACCGAAUGGUAAAAGCACGGCUCUCUUGUCAAGCUCCGGUGACUAUGACUAUCUGGGUGACAGGCAGAAAGUCUAUCAAAUGAUUUCCAGUAAUUUAUCACUGGAAAAGGAGGCCAGUAUCACACAGCCCUCCAAGUCGACUCAGAGACUUGAUGAUGAUGAAGCUAAUGAAAGCCCAGCAGAUGAACAGAAGCAGCUUCUAAACAGGGAUGAAGCUAAUGCAGGCCCAGGAAACAAAGACAAACUGCUACCAAAUGGAUUGAUUUCGGGCGCAAAGAUUGAGGCGGUGACCACCACCACCACCAAGAAAUGGGUUCGUGGGAGGCUGGUUGAAGUAAGUGAAGGAUCUUAGAUUAGCUGAAAGAAUAUUUGAAGUAUCUGAUUUACGCAUUUGGAAUGCAUCUCAUGGAUGCAGUAUAGAGUAUACUUUUGCCUACGACAAAUUUUUGACAAAGAGAGUUUUCUCUGCAAAUCAAAUCAUAGUCUGAGCUUCGCUCUGCUUGAUAGUUGCAAUAGGCAUUUCGAUCUCUAAUUUCAUUCUAGAUACAUAUUUUCUUGUAAUAUCUCUUCCAUGACCAUUUAUGUAAAGUUCAGGAUAGACAUGGCUGCACUGUAAUUUGUCGGGCCGCUCGUAGCUUAUUCCAUUUGUUAGUGACUUCUGAUUCGUUUCGAAUUUAUAUCAAUCUUAUUGUCAAUUAGUAGGUAAA
Capsicum annuum is the source of this 2488-nucleotide messenger RNA. RefSeq lists its product as uncharacterized. The record is from RefSeq and is a predicted model, not a curated record. The transcript is spliced from 7 exons. Bases 289 to 2133 code for a protein of 614 amino acids. Gene Ontology annotation, molecular function: DNA binding. Lineage: Eukaryota; Viridiplantae; Streptophyta; Magnoliopsida; Solanales; Solanaceae.